This is a messenger RNA of Leptosia nina, 258 nucleotides long. The record is from the annotation of a GenBank genome assembly. Lineage: Eukaryota; Metazoa; Arthropoda; Insecta; Lepidoptera; Pieridae.
AUGGUACGUUUGUGUCUUUCGAGAGCGUGGAUUGGGCAGCGAAUCAGCAAAUGGGGCACCGUCUCAUCCUCGUCUCCACAGGCGCAAACGGGGCUAUCCUUACGUUUGAACCUGUGGAGAUAUGCGGCGAAACCACCAUGCCCCGUUAGAGCCUGUGUUGCUUCGCCGUCCAAUCCCACCCUCUUUAUGACCCUAAAAGCGGCUGCAGCUGUUGGGAGGAAGAUUUUCGUUGUUGAGGCUGUUCCUCCGUUUUGGUAA